AUGGGUCGGCUCGACUGGAUCGAUGCCACGGCCUCGCCGAAAACCAGCGUGAAACAACCACAGCCUCUUGUAUUUCGCCGUAUCCAGUGGUGUGCGGAACCAUUCCGGUGGUGGCGUGAGAGUGAGCCGGCGGCGGCGUGCGGCGGGCGCGCGGCGUGCGAGCGCUGCCACGACCGCGCGUGCUCGUGCGCCAUGCUGCGGCCGGCGCGCGGCGUGCUGCCUCACGCCGCCACAGACACCAUACGCUACGACGUCAAUGCACCUGAGGGCGAGGGCUGCGUGGCGACGCUGGUGCGCGUGCGCCGCGAACAGGGCGCGGGCGGCGGGGCAGGCGGGGGAGGCGGGGGCGGCGGGGGCGGCGGGGCGCGCGCGGCGCUGGUGGCGUACCGCGUGCUGGCGCCGCGCCUCGUGCUGCGCCUGCUGUCCUGCGCGCUCACAGCCUCGCACCACGACGCUGACUGCGGAUGCCGGCUGGACGGCGGCGCGGCGGGCGGCGCGCGGGGCACGGCCACGCUGCGGCCGCGGCGCGCGCUGACGGUGGGCCGCCGCACCUGCUACCGCCUGCGGCUCACCAACGUCACGCCGCUGCCCACCGCCGUGCACUUCGACUCCCACUCCGGCGACACAGACGAGGUGCGGGCGAUGUUCUGCCCGCGCGAGUGCCGGGUGCCGCCCUACGGUGAAGUGGAGAUCAGGGUAACAAGCGUUCAUGUUAAUAUAAUGUUCGCGACUCACUGUAGCUGCAUGUAUAGUGGCGUGCGCGUGGUCCCGCAGGUGGUGCUGGAGGCGCGGCGUGUGUGCGGGCGGCGCGUCUUCGUGUUCCGCGGCCGCGUGCUGCGCGCGCUGGCGCCGCUCUACCUGCUCGUCGACGCCGCCGUCGCCGUCAGUACAACGCAUACACUCACACAUCUACAGUCAUAUGACACACACAUCAUCUCACAGUUUCUCUGUUAUACGUCGUCACAUUAUGGGGCCUUGGCAUCAAGAGACGUGACGAGUCCGCGCGAGGAGUGGCCACGGGAGCUGUUGCCAUGUUGGGGCCAACGGCGGGCGGCGUGCGCGGCAUAA
Molecule: messenger RNA, 1068 nt
Organism: Spodoptera exigua (beet armyworm)
Lineage: Eukaryota; Metazoa; Arthropoda; Insecta; Lepidoptera; Noctuidae
Source: the annotation of a GenBank genome assembly